AUGGAGUCCCUCAUACUACAAUCGAUUUUAAUAUUUUUUAUAUUUUUCUUUGGAUUGGUGGCUAGUUUGGCACCAAUUAAAGUGAGUUUUGGAUUUAGGAGUUAAGUAUAUGAUAGUAGAUUGAUUUAUCUGAUUUUUACAGAAUUUUUAAUUUGAAAAAUUUUAAAUUUUUAAAAAUGGAUAUCUAAAAAAUAAUUUUAACAUUACUUUCAAAGCUGAUAAUACUAUUUAUAUGCAAAUAUUGUUGUUGAUUUUAUAAAAUUUCAAUAUUUUCGUUCAAGUAUCAUGUUUUAUUCUAUGAUCUUUAAAUACGAUUUGUUACAUAAUGCUUUCGCUUACUUUACUGUGACACUUCGAUUAUCUUCUUUGAAUUCAAACUUUUCAACUUUUUCUUUGUAAAAAAUGUAAAAACAGCUUUUUUGAGGCAGAUUUAUUAUGAAUAUUGCUACUUUACACUUGCUAUUUAUAUUAACUAUCUUUUGCGUUACUUUUUCUUUUUCUGCUUUGUCAGUCAAAGUAAGAUAUCAAUAUAUAAUAUGAGGAUACCUUUGACAUAUGAAGAUUUUGUAGUAGAAUAUUUUUAGAAUUUAAAGCUAUACUAGCCUUAAUCUGAUUAUAAUAUUGUUUUACAGAGUUUGUAAGAAAAGUAAAGUAAAGAUCUGAAUUUUUUAUUUUUUUGUAAAAUACAGGUUCUUUACUGUACAUAUUUUUACAGAUAUAUGGCGUUCUCCAGAAAAGACUAUACGAAAAGAGGAAACGAAGAGGGGAAGAUAGUACCAGUAGUACAGUCAGCGAUUGGGUUUCGUGUCUUUCAUGUUUUGCUGGGGGCGUAUUCUUGAGUGUCAUCUUUCUGCAUUUACUCCCUGAUGCACAGUAAGUAUAGUUCAAUAUUCAUGUUUGUGUUUUGCAAAUACGUUUUUUAUUUUUAUGAUUGCGACAUUCUAAAUGUAAAACUUUAGUGAAUCCCUUCGUAUCGUACAAAGUAAGCAUGUAUGGAAGGCUGAUUACCCUCUAGUUGAAUUUAUGACAUUAUUUGGAUUCUUCUUCGUCUACAUGAUCGAAGUUGUCAGUGAAACAUGUUUUAGUAAUAGUGGCAUCAAAAACAGACAUAAGUUAAUCUCAAAGUUGUCACAAGUGUUUCGACCCAAUCACAAGAAAUCAGCCAUUUAGUAAGUAAUAUAUUAUGAUUACGGUCAAAUUUAAGUUCAAAGAUGAAAAUACUAUAUAUGAUUUAAAAAUCUUUUUAAUUUCAACGCGAAGUGUUAAAUUUAAUUUUGCAGUGAGACUAACAGUAGUGGCCAUACAAUUUCUUCGAUACAAAUAGAAGAAAAACAAAACCGUUGCAGAUGUAUUCCCCAUAUUCCCAGGAAAGAACGUACUGUAAUUAUACGUUCGAUUACAUUUGUCAUAGCUUUGGUCUUUCACAGUAUGGUCGAAGGGUUUGCUUUUGGAGUACAACGAAGUGCUCGUGCUAUCACAACAUUAUUCGUUGGUAUUGUAAUCCAUCGUACUGUUGUUGCUUUCUCAGUAGGAACUAGACUGAUCAGUAGUCAUCCGAAGAGACCUAUCUUUGUCAUUAUAUUAUCAUUGAUCUUUUGUGCCAGCUCUCCGUUGUUUGCUGUGGUUGGCAUGAUGGUCAAGGUAAGGUUAUAUUUUUUUAGACAUCUACUUAAACACUUACUAACAAUACCAUAGAAAAACUUGAUGUUUAGUCCCAAUAUGACAAAACCUAUAAGACUUUUUCAGCAAUCAGCGAUCGACGAGUUGGUUAAAGAGCAAAUUACAUUCUUCCUAAUCAGUCUGUCAAUCGGAACAUUUUUAUAUAUCGCCUUUUUCGAGGUGAGUGCUUAUCACUUUCGUGAUGUAAUAUAAACCGAUUCACAGUGAGGUUGUUGUAGAUGCUGGCUCCGGAACGAUUGAACAAUACUCACGAAUCUCCCAAGUUUCUGGCCACUUUUUGCGGGUUUCUGGUCAUUGCGAUCAUCAUUUAUUUUGAGGAAUAA
Molecule: messenger RNA, 2003 nt
Organism: Bursaphelenchus okinawaensis
Lineage: Eukaryota; Metazoa; Nematoda; Chromadorea; Rhabditida; Aphelenchoididae
Source: the annotation of a GenBank genome assembly